This is a messenger RNA of Mesoplodon densirostris (Blainville's beaked whale), 390 nucleotides long. Its product is annotated as putative spermatogenesis-associated protein 31C2. The annotation marks the transcript as partial. The transcript is spliced from 3 exons. Lineage: Eukaryota; Metazoa; Chordata; Mammalia; Artiodactyla; Ziphiidae. The record is from RefSeq and is a predicted model, not a curated record.
GACAACUUGGCUUCUCAGGUGCCUCAGUGCCAUCCCCAGAGAGUCCCCACCAGAGACACGUUAGCUUCCCAGGAGCCAAGUGGCCUUAUGGAAGGCCAAAGGAGCAACCUAGGGCAGCAGGAGCCCCAAAAAAAAAAAAAGCCCAUAUCAGCCACUGCCCGGAGUCACGGAUCAGUCCAAAGCAGAUCAACCUUGAAGAGUGAGACUGCUGAGGGUCAGGCACUCAUGCCCGCUGUUGGACAGAUCGUAGAAGAAACAAGAGCGAUUCACCAUGGACUUCACGCCACAAAGUUAAAUGAACACAGACUGGAAUGCCAAGUCCCAGUGUCGCGCCAGAGGGGCCGCUCCAUGCGGCCCGAAGGCGGCCUUGGAAGGCAGCGGCACACCUGA